UUUUGUUGCUACAUGGCUAAUGUUCAAGGUAAAAUCUAGCAACAGAAGAAAAUUGUACUGUCAGCUUUGCAAAUGCAAAAAAAAACUUUUGUUGAUUUGUUCACUUCCUUCAUUUCAUGAUUUCCAUUUCGUUUGUGUUGAAUUAUUUUGUUUUUGAAUUUUGAUUAGUGAUCAGUGUCAAAGUGCAAGUGUCAUCUAAUUUAUCACUGAUAAUUCUAGGAGUUUUAAUAAUUAAUUCCUCUCAAAGGCUCAGAAUUUAUCAAUCUAAUCCAGCACGUUAUAUUCAUCAAAAUGGCCUUCAGGCCACUCACAGAUGCAGAAUGUGGACAAGUUAACCCCCUGACGAAACUCACCUCACAUAUCACACAGGAUCAUACAUUUUCCGAUAGCCAUGGACAAAUUUUUCCCAGUACUUCUGAUCAAUUGGUCGAACAAUUCUUGCAAGAGACAAGAGCUGUACCACAGUCUUUUCGAAUGGAUGACUUGAUGAGGGAAAUGCAUGAAAUUGAAUCUCAAAGGUCCGCUCUGCCUCCAAUACCUGCUUCAGCCAUAAAAGAUCAAAUACAAGACGAUGCUUGGGCACAGCAGUAUCUUCAAGAUGGCAAAAUGUUCCAGGAGCAUAACUACGAUGAGAUUUGGCAUCAGAUGGCUGCCCAAGGCCGGCAAGAAAAUGUUAAUCCGAAUAAUAUGUUUGAAGAAGCUUGGAAGGCCGUAGAAACAUUCGAAUUUAACCAGUCAGGUGCUAGUGCAAUGCAAAAUGCCAAUCUGGGUGCCAAUUUUUCGGGAAAUUCAAUGGAUGAUAAAUUUGUGUACUCAAAGUUUAUGAAAUUUAUGAAUUCUCCCGAAGAAGGCCAAGUGAGGCUUGAUGGUGGAAAAUUAACUCAAGAUGAGGCCCAAGCAUGGACAGAUGAAUUUUUGCAGAACAAGGAAGCUGCUACCCUCGAUGACGUUUGGCCUGAAUCAAUGGAGGAAAGCAAAGCUGAGGAAGAGAAGCCAGAAUUUUGGGAUUAUUUACAGAAAAGUAUAGAAAAAGGCUUAGCAAGUGAUGAAAAUACUCCACAGUCAUGGCUGGAUGGAUUUAAUUCAUAUUAUAUGACUCCACAUGGGGAAUAUGAAUUUAGCGAACAAAAUCCUAUGUUAGAUCUCCCUAAUUCUAUGGAAAGGGGCAAGGAGUUAUUACAACAAGGUGAUUUUCCUAGUGCUGUCCUAUGUUUCGAAGCUGCAGUAAAACAAAAUCCACAAAAUAUUGAAGCUUGGCUAUUGUUAGGAACAACACAAGCAGAAAAUGAACAGGACCCAAGUGCAAUAGCGGCCCUAAACAAGUGUCUACAAUUGGAUCCAACGAAUUUGACUGCAUUAAUGGCUGCCGCUGUCAGCUACACGAACGAGAGCUAUUACAAUCAAGCUUGUUUUAUGUUAAUGAGUUGGUUGAAAAAUCAUCCAAAAUAUAGCGAUCUGGUACCGCCAAAUCUGAAUAUAUCUCGGCAAGUUACAAGCUUAAUAGUGCAAGCGAACCACAAGCUAGUACAAGAUUUAUAUCUAAGAGCCGCCCAAAGAAAUCCACACAACCUGGACUAUGAAGUACAAUCCGGCUUGGGAGUAUUGUGCAAUUUAUCGGGCGACUUUGACAAAGCCACGGACUGUUUCAGAGCUGCCUUAUCUGCAAGACCGAACGAUGCCAGACUUUGGAAUCGUUUGGGAGCGUCGCUGGCCAACGGAUCCAAAUCAGAAGAAGCUAUCGAGGCUUAUCGUCAUGCUUUAAACUUAUCUCCUGGAUUUAUUAGGGCAAGAUACAAUGUUGGAAUUACUUGUAUAAAUUUGCGUGCCUACAGGGAAGCAGUGGAACAUUUUUUAACAGCUCUGAAUCAGCAAGCACGCGGAAAAGACGUGUUCAACACAGGAUCCGGUUCAAAAAUGUCAGAUACUAUUUGGUCCACAUUACAAAUGUGCUUGUCUUUGAUGGAUAGGUCAGAUUUGAGGCCUCUUAUUCGGAGUAGAAACGUUCAAGAGUUAAAUAAGAUUUUCAAUAUAGAUUAAAAUAGAGUAUGACUUGAUUAAAAUGAAAGGAAAUAAAUUUAAAAUAAGAAAUAAAUUGGCUUAUUUUUAGCCAUAAUGAAGUAGGCAUGUAUUUUCAUAGAUGGUGAAAAAGUGAAAUUGAAAUUUUUGGUUACAAUGAUCCCUAUUUGAUUGUGGAAAAGUUAACAUUAUAUUAUUGGUUUAGCCUUUGGAAAUUUUUAUUUUUAGCAUGCCAAAAUUAUAUUUCAAAUUAUUUGUUUUCCAAUUGUUUAGUACUUAUAAAUCAUAAGAAGUAUUCUAUUGUAAUAUCUUUAUUUUAUAUCCAAUCAAUCAAUAAAAAAUUAUACAAAACUAUGCAAGUAUACAGGGUGAAAAUAUCAUCAUACAAUGAUUAGAAAUAUAGAUUUUGUUCGAAACAUGAGUUAUGUCUUGAGUAAGUUGGAUUUUACUUUCUCCCACACAAUUUUUACACCCUGUAUAUUAAAAAAUAUAUGUUUACGUAUUAAUUAUUAUUAUUAUCUGUUUGAAUUAAUACGUAUUUACUAUAUUAUAUUGUUGGAAUUUCAUUUCUUUUUUAUUUUUGUGAGUUGUAUUGGAUUCUUUAUUAAAAAAAUUGUUUGGGUUUAUAUGUUACUUUUUUUUUGUUAUAUGUAUUACACGUAAAUAAAAUAUUUUUGUAAUUUACGAUAUUUCAAAUUCAUUUCAUAUCGAUCUUCAAUAUAUGUUGGUCAUUGUUGGUAGUUUUCCUCAAGUUUUGUUCUGCAUAAUCAAGUAUGUAUGUAUGUUUAUCAGUGAUCUAUUAAUGAUCAUCAUCGAUUUGACAAUAUUCGUUGUCUGUGGAGACAGAAAAUAAAUGGGUAUUUGAGCUAAAAAAUGCUUAGCCCCGGACCAGUUUAUGAAAUAAAUGUAUUUCAAACACAUUUACCAUUUGUUGCUUUAAGGGGUUCAGUGAAAAAAACUACAACAAAGUACCUAUAUAAUUAUUAACAUAAAGUUGAAAAUCAGACGUU
Messenger RNA from Ceutorhynchus assimilis (cabbage seed weevil), 3026 nucleotides. The record is from the annotation of a GenBank genome assembly. Lineage: Eukaryota; Metazoa; Arthropoda; Insecta; Coleoptera; Curculionidae.